Messenger RNA from Chironomus riparius, 634 nucleotides. NCBI's taxonomy places the organism in Eukaryota, Metazoa, Arthropoda, Insecta, Diptera, Chironomidae. The record is from the annotation of a GenBank genome assembly.
UUAAUAAGGACAAAGAUGUCAAGAAUGUCAGAGACACCGAUCACAAUUGAUCAUCAAUCAAAUCAUUCCCGAAAUGAUGCAGCUAGUCUUAAUUGGAUUCAGUUUAAUUUUGACUAUUUUAAAACGAAUGGCGGCAUCCUUAAAGUCAUACAAAUGGUACUCUCCAUAAUUUGCAUGGCUCUUGCGGCUCCGGCUUACUUAAAUGCGACUCAUUUCUUCUUAUUUGCCGUUGUCAUUACUUUUAUUGGAGUCGUGCUAUGGUCAUUCGCAUACUUUUUGGGUAUCAAAGAUGUUCUCAGUUUACCUAUUAAUUGGACGCUAAGUGAAUUUGUGAACUACGUGAUUGCAACCAUGCUUUUGUUUCUUGGAUCCAUCAUUCAACUGUCUUCAUGGCUGAGUGUGGAUCUAGUGUAUCAAGGAAGAAAUAUUGCAGCUGCAUUUUUUGGUAUUAUAGACACAAUUGCUUUUGGACUCUCUGCACACAUGCUAUAUCUUCAAUAUAAGUUUGACAGAAGUACUUAAGUAGUACUCAGUAUUAUUGUCAGCGGUGGAGCUAGCGAAUGGUUAAGUUUUUCUUAAAAUUCUUAGGAGUCAUUUAUUUAUUACGUUCGCUCUUUCGGGCAGGGGGGGGGGG